AUGGUGAAGCGCGACCCCGACUCUGCCUCGGCGUCAGCCUCGGACAGCGAGCACAAACCAUCUGCCAAGAAGCGCGCUACCCCAAAGUCAAAGGGCACCGACACCAAGAAGACGAGCACCUGGACGACUGACAAGCGCGCUGCCCUGCUCGAGUUCGUCAUUGCCGAGGGCGCCAAGAGUGCCAACCUCGACAAGAUUGCCUCGGACCUCGGCGUCACCAAGUCGCAGGUCGUCGACCAGCUCAAGCCCAACCGCUCCAACCUCCGCCGCCAGGCUGUGGAGGCCAUCAAGUCGUCUUCGGGCAAGGCCUAG
Messenger RNA from Apiotrichum porosum, 312 nucleotides. RefSeq lists its product as uncharacterized. The transcript is spliced from 2 exons. The coding region runs from base 1 to 312 and encodes 103 amino acids. The record is from RefSeq and is a predicted model, not a curated record. NCBI's taxonomy places the organism in Eukaryota, Fungi, Basidiomycota, Tremellomycetes, Trichosporonales, Trichosporonaceae.